Molecule: messenger RNA, 3622 nt
Organism: Vollenhovia emeryi
Lineage: Eukaryota; Metazoa; Arthropoda; Insecta; Hymenoptera; Formicidae
Product: prolactin-releasing peptide receptor-like
Exons: 4
Coding region: 1983-3200 (405 amino acids)
Biological process (GO): G protein-coupled receptor signaling pathway
Cellular component (GO): plasma membrane; neuron projection
Molecular function (GO): neuropeptide binding; neuropeptide Y receptor activity
Source: RefSeq, a predicted model, not a curated record
GGCAGGACAGGGAGGCAACGCGCGUACGCAGCCGGCGCCGCGACGCCCCGCGCGCUGAUCGUCGUGACUGGUACCUCCGGGGACAAGAGGCCCGCAACGAGUCGUCGCGCGACCGAAGGACCGCGCGGGAGAUCGAGAUCGCGCUCGAGAUACAUGUGCCCUUUAAACACGUGCACGAUGUGCGGCGCGUGUUCUCGCGAGGAAAGAAGAUAAGAGAUAGAUAGCUCGAUAAGUCGCAGGCCUCUCGCGAGUGGAGGUGCGUUCCUCGGAUCCAGUCUCGAUUGUCAACGAAAAACGGACGUGUCGUCGCGGAGGAAACCGCAGGAAGGAGGAAACUGCAGGAAACCGAAGCCUCGAUCUCGCGAGGAGGCGACGGACGUUUCGUGUUUGCUCGUGGAUCGCGGAUGAAACCGAGGAGGCACGGCCGUGGUAGACGAAAUCCGCUCGUGCGCGUUCGCGAGUGUAUUUGUGAGAUCGGUUUUUAUAUUUUUCCCGCGCGCGUGUCCUCGUUUCCUCACCUCGCGGACGUGUUCCGGUGGAGACGCGCGAGCCCCAGUAGUUACGCCGGCCUAAAUCUCGCGCGUCGAGUCCCGUUCGCGCGCGCAACAAAUCCGUGCGGCGCCCGUAGACCCUGAGAACUUUGCGCUCCGCAUCGAUCAGCGAAACUUCGACCGACAUCGCCGUCCGCGUUGAGCGCGACGGAAGAAAUCGCGGACCUCCGUCCGCUCUCAACCCCGCCGACUCUUCAACAGGUGGCCGAAAUCGAUCUCGCACGUGUACAAGUCGAGAGGAACGACCAUCGUUUCCCGGGGUCUGAAAGUUCCGUCGCGAAACAUGUUAAUUGCCUGACUGUCAUCGCCAUGCGCCCCCCCGAGUACACGAACCGACGGAAUCGACGUUUCUAUUAAUAUUAACAUAAUAUUUGUAACGCAACUCUAAAUAACCGAACCAGUUGGUGGUGCGGGCGACCCUGGACGAUCGACCGUUUCUACGUGGCGAAUCGUCGAGAAUAAGAGUGAAAUGUGCAACGACUCGUCCCCCCGGCGAGCUUUUUUUAAGCAGUAUUUCCCGCUCGCCUAUCCGCGCGAUACCUUUUUCCUUAAUUAAACAUUUGCUCACUGCCAACUCGUGAAUUUACGAAUUUUACGGGGAAAUUGGUGUUGCCUCUGGACUCGUCAUUUAUUUACGGCACUCGUCGACUUCCCUUUCAACGCGACUUCUGCCUGGAAGAUGGUCUUAUUACGAGAAUGAAAGACGUUGAUUAGAAAAAAAUGUGACACGAACUUGAAGAUACGGCGACUAUCGCGACGUAAAGGAGGUGACCGAUGCGAGAUCGAUAAAAGCGCUCCUCAUUAUUCUGUCCUUAGACCGUCGGAGAAUCAAACUUAAAUUAAGUCGCGCUUAAGGGAUUAACCCGGCGGAAGUCGAGCAAGAGUUGCAACGCUCGCAUACGCGCCGAGCGUAAUCGAUGCCCCUCAAACAGUUGGCGAGGAUACGGCGGCGCGAAACUCGAGCUAAUCUGCUUAUCUGGAGCUAUAACUCGCUUAUCUAUCACAACCUGCGACGCCUGAGCGCCCGCCGCGCUGGAUAGCAGCAGCGCGCCGCGCUGACAUUAAUGGGCGAGGAGCUUCGUGAGAAAUUAAUUCACGGCUCGUGGAUCGACAACGCCGGCGGCGGUGUACUCCGCUCCUCGGGCUCUUCUUCCGGAUAACUCCCGACUCGCCGAGCCGCUUUAUCCGCCUCGACCUUCCGCCUCGCAGUCGUUGUGGGAGAUGACGAGCCGUCAGCGAGUCCAUCCGCGUCAGCGUACGGCUGACGCAUGAUCGAUUCGACGAGGUAGCGACGAAGGGGGAGAGAAAGAGAAGGAGGAGGUGCAAGAGGAGGAAGAGUAGAAAGCGAAAGAGCAAGAAGAGAGAAAGAGCAAGAGGAAGUGGAGGCGCGUAGCGCGAGUAACCGAGCCGCCGCGCUCUUCAAGAUGCGCCAUGGAUAACGACGCAACGCAAAUAACGUCGGCGUCGUCGGUGGUGCUGGUCGCCAUGCAGAACCAGACGGCGCGUAACUCCAGCUACCUGUCGGAGGACAUGACGUCGAAUCUGAUGGUCCAGAUAAUGUUCUGCGUGUUCUACAUCGUUAUCUUCGUGCUCGGGAUAUUCGGCAACGUGCUGGUGGUCUUCGUCGUCGGGCGGAACCGGCAGAUGCACACCGUCACCAAUCUCUUCAUCGCGAAUCUCGCGCUCAGCGACGUGCUGCUGUGCGUGCUGGCCGUGCCCUUCACCCCACUGUACACCUUCAUGAGCGGCUGGGUCUUCGGUAAGACCCUCUGCCAUCUGGUGCCCUACGCCCAGGGAGUCAGCGUGUACAUCAGCACGCUCACGCUUACGAGCAUAGCCGUCGACCGGUUCCUGGUCAUCAUCUAUCCGUUCCAUCCGCGCAUGAAGAUCAAGAUGUGCCUGGUGAUCAUCGUGAGUAUAUGGAUGAUCGCGUUACUGGUUACCUUGCCGUAUGGACUUUACAUGCAGCUGGAGGAAACGUACCUCUUGUUCUGCGAGGAGAACUGGCCCAGCGAGCCGUUCCGCAAGGUCUUCAGUUCGCUCACCUCGAUACUGCAGUUCGUCGUGCCGUUUUUCGUGAUCGCCUUCUGCUACGUGUGCGUGUCGAUCAAGCUCAACGAUCGGGCGCGCGCCAAACCCGGCAGCAAGACCAGCAAGCGCGAAGAAGCGGAUCGCGAGAGGAAGCGCCGGACCAACCGGAUGCUGAUCGCAAUGGUCGCCAUAUUCGGGGUGUCCUGGCUGCCGCUCAACAUCGUCAACGUCGUCGACGACUUUUACUCGUACGCCAACGACUGGUCCUACUACAGGUUCUGCUUCUUCAUGUCGCACUGCAUCGCCAUGAGCAGCACCUGCUACAAUCCGUUCCUUUACGCCUGGCUCAACGACAACUUCCGCAAGGAGUUCAAGCAGGUUCUGCCGUGCUAUUCAAGAACCUCGAACGACGGCGCUACGAGGACCAAGGAGAGCUGUAGAGGCGACAAGAUAUGCAACGGUAAUAAUACCAUGCAAGAGACCCUGCUGCCCAGUAACACGAAGGCGCAGAAUCUCGAGGGAUGCGAGAUGAUCAUUCUGGAGCAGACGACGAACAUCUCGAAGGAGCUGGAUCAGCCGUCGAGCUCCUCGAAGGAUUUCAACGACGUGGCACUGUGAGGGAAAACGCGAAAGUAUCGGUGUCGAAUAAGUGACAAAAUACCAGCGAUUUACGUUGGUUUUCUUGGCGAGACGCAAGAAUAAUAGGUUUGAUGUACUGAGGUAACGGAACUGUGCUUUUCCCGGCAUUUCAGCAAGUACCUACCAAGAUAAAGAGCUCGUAUAUUCUUACGGAUAAGAAUGGGUGGUUUAUAUUACGAUAUCCGUUUUCGUGAAAGCCACAAAAGAUGUUUCUUUAGGUGCUACCACGUCUUUUCAACCGAUUGACCCGGGUUGCCGUUAUUCUACCUUUAUCAUGUUUUGUUUACUUUUUACCACUUACGUAUUCUACAUACGAAAUGCGAAAUAUACCGUAAAUCACAAAAAAAUUUUAAUAAAGUUUCGUCUAAUUAAGAAUAUAAUGAUAAAUAAAACAUUGAAAA